AUGAGCUUCGGACAGCCCGCAUCCUCUAAACGCGUGAUACCUGGAGAGUUCUCUAGAAAUGAAUUCGACAAAAAUGAGCAGGAAGCCACGAGAUACUUUGUAAAUCACACACAUCAAGAGGCUGAUAAGGCACCGUUGUACCAAGCCUUAAAACGGAAGCAAUACAAUCCAACGACUAUUGAGCCUGUCGGGGCUGCGGAGAACAAUUUCCGUCGCUUACUCAUCCCACAUAAACCGAAUAGCGCCGCAAGUAAGUCGCGCAUCGAGCUUUGCCACAGAGUCGUUUCUUGUAAGAGAGCUAUAAAAGUACCCAACUCACUGCAGAAACUUCUUCUAAGGAAAGAGAAGGGAAGGGAAAAGGAUUACGGUGAAGUUAGGCGAAUUCUGCAGCACGAAAACACAGAGAGAAUUUCCAGCAAGCCUAUCAUAAGCUCUACUCUUUCUUCCCUAGGUCCGUGCUUCAUUGAGCGGGUAGGGGUGGCGUUUCAUCCACUGUCUAACGUCCGAACCGCUUACCAGGAUAGUGAAUUGUGUAAGUGGUUCGCAUCUUUGGAAAACAGAACCAUGAUAGAGCAGCCGCAUGACGAUACUUUUAUUCUAUCAGAUGGUGAUUUGAUCAAGAGAAUAGAAAAUUACUUCUUGCUAGAUCAAUUUGAUAACGAUUUUAAUGAUACCAAAACGCCACAGAAGUGGGUGAAGAUCGGCGGGGAGGCAGGCACCCCAGCUCUCUCACGCUACUAUUCCAGCAUGACAAAAUCCACGACAUGGGAGGCGUGCUACGUGUUAAAGUAUAACGAAGACACCAAAUGUUUUUUAGUGCAGUGGCAGGAAGGGAAAACGAAGUGGACCCGCAGAUUAAACAUCAUUUUUGAUGGCGAAGAUGUAGACGCGUGGCAGCAACGAGUGGAAGAUGCUCGCACCCGUAGGCAGGAAGUAAAGAACGCACUCUACCAACGGCUUUACCUCGAAGCCAUCAGCAAUACAGCCGUCACACCCUUUGAUCAGGACCAAAUGGACCGCAUUAUUGCUAAAGUAGCACAAAUGUUUCCUGUUCAAUUUGUCCACAUCAUUAAUCAUUCUGCAGACGAGGUGGAGAUGACAUACUACACUGCUCUGAAAAGGGUACUAUACCUCUACAAUCUACGCAGCAUGUCCUGGCAGGAGCGGUUAAAAAUAGCGGAUCUUCCACCGCUGAAAGCUAUUCCAGAACCGUCGUUCCGUAAUCUAAAGGGUACUAUCGAUGUUCCACAUUACAGUUUCGAGGCAGCACGCGCUAGACUUUCGGAAAACUUAUUCCAGGUCCAUCCCCUCCUGCGUGACACAUUAUACUCCAUUCACAAUCUUUGGAAAGAUUAUGAAAAGCGUACCAUGUGCUUGGCUUCCUUAGAUAGGUUUGAUAAAACUCCUAUCCAACUUCAGCAUUUUAUGCAACACCAAGCACAAGAGGGAGCUGCGAUUUCGGAAAAACUCCGUGGGGAGUGGGUCUCGGCGGUGCUAUCCAUCAUUCAGAGCAAUCUUGAUCCUCACUUCAACUUUUACACUGACAACCUCGAGGAGUACGAGUCCAGUCGUAUCUGUCGGUUUAUCUCCUUGGUGAACAAGAUAAUGGCAACCCAACUUCGUGGUCUGCUCAUGGAGUCACUGGAAAGCUUUGCGGGAUUCAUUGAGACCUACCGUGUUGAGUAUACUGAGAACGACUCGACCAUGAACUGUUUCUUUGAAAGCAGCGCAGAAAACGAGAAGUGGAAGGUACGCUAUGCUGAACUCGCUGCUAAGCGAAAGGGAGAAGAGGGCCAGGUGCAUGCUCCAGAGGUAGCUAAGAAUACUAAAAAGAAAUUUGUCGCCACCGCUGCCGGUGCCACUGGGACAGCUCAUGGGAAGAAAAGCGAGGAAACACGAAACCUGCCCUUCGCAUGGUGUGCCAUUUCAGAUAAAAGUUAUAUUCCAUGUACGAAGCGUGUGAUGAAGUUAACCACAAUGGUAAAUGAUCUUCGGCCAUUGUUUGCCGUCAAGCUAGUGGAGCAUGAUGGCGCAGUUGUGUUUCAGCCUCUUCUUGAGGAAGUGGUAAAUGGUGUCAUGCAAGUAUUUGAGAACUGCUUUGAGUACUGUGGUUUCAUUGAUGCUAUAGGAGAUCAGCUGCUGCCUCUGCUUCCACUGCAGUCGGCGUAUUUGAAACCCCUGGUAAUGGGAAAGGACAAGGAACCGACUGUUUGUGCAGCUAGAAAGUUGCUUCGCCAAGUGCUGGAGGAAAAUUUGGAAGCACCACUUCAGCUUCAGCAAAUGUAUAGUGAAUUUGAUUAUAUCUUAAAAGCUAAUUCAAAGGACGUAAUGGAUGAUGCGAUUGCAUUUAACCUUUCCUUGGAUGAAUUCGAGCUUGUUUUCGAGCGCCUUACGCGUGACCUGGGGCGUAUCACAAAGCAUACUUCCAAUAAUGUAAAGUAUGAGCUCUUUGCAGUGAGUUGUCAGGAAAUAAAAACAGUAUUGACACGUAAGGCCAAUAGUAUUUUGGUCAGUCUUAUGGACCUACUCUCCAAGCGUCUUAUGGAGUGCUGUACUGAUGUUAUUCGACGCUACGAGGAGAUGUACGCAAAAAUAUCUGUCUAUCCCACCACACCGGAAGAACUACAGGAGCUACGAGUCUACUUGGAUGGUGUCGCUAAACGUGGUGAGGAUAUCGGAAAAGAUUUUGAAUGGAUUACGAAAGGAAACGAGUUGCUGCUGCACUUCUGUUACUUGGUCCCUGAAGAUAGCUUCAAUACGUACUGGGUGGCAGCUGAGUGGCCCAAAAAGCUCCAAGAUCUCGUGGAGGAGCGCACUUUUCAAUGCAAAGAAUAUCGUGCCAUUUUUAUACAGAAUCUACGUGAUAACUGUGAACGACUUGCAUAUGACAUUAUGCAACUAAGUGAGGCAGUGGACAGUUUCGCACACUUCGGAGAUUACGCCCGUGCAGAGGAGUUUUACGAACGUUCAAAGGAGAUCGAGACACUGAUCCAGACGUACCAAGAUCAGGUGAUACUGUACAACAGUCAUGAGGAGCUCUUUGGUCUGGCCACGUCACAAUACACACAACUGAAGGAUGCCAAAGCUCAAUUUGAACCCUGUUCUCUCCUCUGGAAAGUAGCCACUCUCUUUAACGCAGAGAGUGAGCGCUGGCUUCAAACGCGGCUCUCCGCUCUAAAUCCAGUUGACGUGGAUCAAAAGGUUUCCGACUGGAGCAAGACAAUUGCUGUUAUAUCCAAAAAAAUGAAGGAAGUGGAACCGAAGGAAGCCCUCAAACAUAUCAAGGUGAAUAUUGAACGCUUCAAACCCAAUAUACCGCUGCUUUAUGCAUUGCAUAGCAACUUACAAGCGACGCACUGGAAAGCUAUUUAUCAACAGUGUGGUAUUGCGAAGGAAAAGCAGGGAUUUGGACCUGGUGGUACUGACAUGAACGAUCAGCGUCCCCUGGGAGACUUCCUCAAGUUAGGACUACUCGAGUACCUGCCACAAAUUGAAAAUAUUGCGACCAUGGCGCGCAAGACUCAUGAGAUAGAAACAGAUCUUAUGUCAAUGGAAAGCGAGUGGAAGAAGAUACUUUUUGAAAUGGAACCAUACCAAAGCACAUAUAAACUCAAGGCAAACGACGCUAUGCAGCUUACACUAGAUGAACACAUACUCAAAACACAGUCUAUGCUCGGCAAACCUAUCGUCCGUCAGGCCCCUGCCCUGCAGGCCCGUGUGUCACAGUGGGCAAAGCAGUUCGACAAUAUCCAGUGCACAAUGGAUGAGUGGUUCCGAUGCCAAAAUAUAUGGUCUUAUUUGGAGCCCAUCUUCUCAUCCGCUGAUAUCUCUCGCAGCUUGCCCAAUGAAAAGCAGCUCUUCAUGGAAAUCGACGACAUUUGGAAGGAAAUCAUGGAACACACUCGCACCGUGCCCCAAGUCCUCACCCGUUGUCAAGACGAAACCCUCUUAAAAACCUUUUCAGAGGCUAAUAAUACGCUGGAGGGAGUGAUGCGUAAGCUUCAACAAUUCUUGGAAACCAAGCGAAUGGCAUUUCCACGGUUUUACUUCAUUUCUAACGAAGAAUUGCUUCAAAUUUUGUCAGAUAGCAGGGAUCCUUUUCUCGUGCAACCGUACUUAUGUAAAUGCUUUGAAGGUAUCAAGCGGAUCCAAUUUUCCGACAACCAGGACAUUGUUGGGAUGGAAUCAUCAGAAGGAGAAAAAGUGCCACUGGUUCAGAAAGUGAACCCAGGAGACCACGGAAAUCAGGUUGAGUUGUGGCUGCAGAUGGUGGAAAACUCGAUGAAGGCUUCUAUUCGCGAGCAGUUGCGUCAGGCCAUCGGCGAUUACACAAUGCAAAAGCGUGUGGAUUUCGUGCGAGCGUGGCCAGGGCAAGUGGUGAUUGCAAUUUGUUCGCUCUUUUGGACAAUGGAAGCGACACGUGCGUUGCAAGAAGAAGGGACCAUCGGAUUAUCAUCUUUUUACGAAAAAUGCACCAGCCAGCUAGACGAUUUGAUCAUAUUAGUACGCGAUAAAAGUAUUCGACCUGUGGAACGAUGUACCCUGGAGGCUCUAGUUGUGAUUGAAGUACACGCCAAAGACAUCAUCGGUAUGCUCUGCGAGAAGGGUGUUGAUAAUCUGAACAGUUUUGAUUGGAUCGCACAACUGCACUACUAUUGGAUCGAUGAUCAUCUCACGGUCCAGCAAAUCAAUGCCUCCUUUCGCUAUGGUUAUGAAUACCUUGGCAACACAGGGCGGCUUGUUAUCACGCCACUAACCGAUCGCUGCUACCGGACACUGCUAGGUGCGCUGCAUCUUAAUUAUGGUGGAGCUCCUGAAGGUCCUGCCGGCACAGGGAAAACUGAGACUACUAAAGAUCUGGCGAAGGCCCUGGGAAAAUACUGCGUCGUCUACAACUGUUCGGAUCAGAUCUCUGCCAAGGAUAUGGUCAAACUUUUCAAGGGACUAACCCAAGCCGGUGCUUGGGGUUGUUUUGACGAGUUUAAUCGGAUUGAAAUUCAGGUGCUUUCAGUUAUUGCGCAGCAGGUUGCCACAAUCCAAGAUGCAAUCGUUCAAAAGCAGACUGAGUUCAUUUUUGACGGGGCGCAGAUCCGUCUUGAUCCCGGUUGUGCUAUUUUUAUGACUAUGAACCCUGGUUAUGCAGGACGCGCUGAGCUGCCAGAUAACUUGAAGGCUCUCUUCCGUCCGGUCGCGAUGAUGGUACCCAACUACGCAAUGAUCGGUGAAAUUCAGCUCUAUUCAUACGGUUUUCUACAUGGUAAGGUGCUUUCCGAAAAGAUUGUGGCUACUUACCGCCUUUGUUCGGAGCAGCUUUCCUCACAGGACCAUUAUGACUACGGUAUGCGUGCGGUGAAGGCUGUUCUCACGGCAGCGGGGCGUCUAAAGCGUUCUUUCCCCGACGAGGAUGAGAUGAUUCUCACGUUACGCUCUAUUCAAGAUGUCAACCUUCCGAAGUUUCUUUCUCAAGAUGUGGAAUUGUUUAAGGGGAUCGUGUCUGACUUGUUUCCUGAUGUGAAGCUUCCUGAUCCCGACUACAUGGAUAUGCAUAAGGCCCUUCAGACUACGUGCCGACGCAAGAACAUACAACUCACGAGCUACUUUGAGGAGAAAAUUCGACAAACUUAUGAGAUGAUUUGUGUGCGGCAUGGUAUGAUGAUUGUGGGAUACUCUUAUGGUGGUAAGACUCAGGUCCUUGAGUGCCUUUCAGAGGGUCUCACAGAGAUGGAAGCAUCAGGCAAGGAGUUACGCACACGCAUGGUUACGAUAAACCCCAAGUCAAUUACUAUGGCACAGUUAUAUGGCAAGGUUGAGCAGUCGGGUGAGUGGACCGACGGCGUACUUUCCAAUCGUUUCCGACAGCUUGCACAGGAUGUAUCGUUGCUCCGUAAGUGGCUGGUGCUGGAUGGCCCUGUUGAUGCAGUCUGGAUUGAGAAUAUGAACACAGUACUAGAUGAUAACAAAAAGCUUUGCUUACAGAACGGCGACAUUGUUCCCAUGUCCAAAAUGAUGAAUCUUGUGUUUGAAGUUCAGGACCUGGCUCACGCGUCACCGGCUACGGUCUCACGCUGCGGAAUGGUAUAUGUUGAGCCUCAGUCGUUGGGAUGGAGUUGUCUGAUGGAUUCCUUCAUGAAUACAGUACCUGAGUACAUAGCGUCGAAUGAAGCACUGGUAAGUUGUAUCCGACAUCUCACGGAUGCAUUUAUGCAAGACACUCUAGAUUUUGUGCACAAGCACACCACAACAAUCAUCCCUCAAUCUGGAAACACCGCUGUUUCCAGCUUUAUCAAACUGUUUGAUUCCUUUUUGCAGUCGUUUGAUGUGACUCAGAUGGAUGAAAAGUCCAAGGAGCCGCGACUUAUGCUCAUGCGUGUUGAAGGGUGGUUUCUCUUCUCAUUGGUGUGGUCAGUUGGUGGGUGCCUUUUGAACGAGGAUCGUCAAAGGUUCAGCGACCUGCUCCAUGGGUUGAUAGAGGAAAAGUCGUCCCAGUACAAGUUUUCAAUCACUUUGUUCGAAAGGAACAUUUCCUUCUACGAUAUGAAGCUCGAAGAUGGUGACGAAGUGAAGUUUGUCGAUUGGCUGACGAUCGUUCCUGAGCUGGUCAUCUCAAAGGAAACUGAGUACCAAGACAUCAUCGUACCGACCAGUGAAAUUGCAAAGUACACGUUUCUGAUGCAGCGUAUGAUUUCAAGCCUCCAUCCCGCUCUUCUAGUGGGUGAUACAGGCACUGGAAAGACAAUUAUGAUGAAAUCCUUGUUAAAGAGUCUCCCGGGUGACUCGUAUUCCCUCAAUAUGAUUCAGCUAUCUGCCCAGACUUCAUCCAGUUAUUUGCAGCGGCUUAUCGAUAACAGCUGCGAAAAACGUCGAAAAGGCUACUAUGGUCCACCCAUCAACAAGAAGAUGCUCGUUUUUAUUGAUGAUGUUAACCUACCAAAGCUCGAGGAGUACGGUGCGCAGCCGCCCAUCGAAUUGCUUCGGCAAUACCUGGACCAUGGCGCAUGGUACAACCAUAGCAAAGACAGUAUCGAGUUACGGCAUCUGGUGGAUUUGCUCUUGCUUUGUGCCAUGGGCCCCGCAGGUGGUGGCCGCAACCCCAUCACGCCGCGCUUCACUCGACAUUUUAACACGUUCAGCAUCCCCGCAUUUUACAAUCUAACUUUAAAAAAGAUCUUUAGUUGCUUGGCUGAAUGGAUUCUCUCGCGUGGCUUUUCUUCAUCUCUUCGCAGUCAGUCUGGUGCCUUGGUAGGAGCAACAGUGGAACUUUACGAGACGUUGCGUGAUAAGCUAAAACCAUCACCAGAAAAGUCGCAUUAUACAUUCAACUUGCGAGAUGUGCGGAAAGUUUUUCAAGGUAUUGACAUGGUAUUUGCCCCACUUGUUACAAAUGAAGUAAAAUUAGCAGAGUUAUGGGUCCACGAGGUGUCACGCGCUUUUGCUGAUCGCUUUACAGAAAAUGAAGACAACCUCUGGUUCGAUAAGGAAAUGACUAGGAUAUGCAACAAACAUUUCAAGCUUACCGUAUCAACCUCCUCGGAGGAGCCCCUAAUUUUUUCCACUAUCAUGAACGAAGAGGGUAGAUACGAAAAGAUAUCGAGUUUGGAGGAGGCCCGUCGUACAUUAGAACAGAAGGUUAAUGCGUUCAACUCGCAGUCCCGUGCUGGAGGCCUAAACCUCGUUGUGUUUAACUACGUCCUUGAGCAUGUGACGCGUAUUUGUCGUGUCCUGAAGCAGCCUGGUGGGAAUCUCCUGCUGAUUGGUGUAGGCGGCAGCGGGCGGCGCAGCUGUACCCGGCUGGCGGCUUACAUUCAGGAGUGUGAUUAUGCCACUAUUAGUGCGGCUAAGGAAUACAGCUACAGUGACUUUUUAGACGAUAUUCGACAGCUGCUUUUAAAGGCUGGUCAGAAGGGGUAUUCCACUGUGUUUGUUCUAUCUGAUUCUCAGAUUACCUCUGAGACGUUUCUAGAAGACAUCUGCAGUUUACUUAACACAGGUGAGGUUCCUGGGCUAUGGAACAACAAGCAGGACAAGGAUACAUAUGAGAACGCGGUGGCUUCCUUGCGGGACUUAGGAAAGAGUUUAGGCCGCCCAGACACUACUGAAGCCCUUCAGAAUCUUUUUGUAGAGCGUUGUCAAAAGCACCUCCACAUCGUUCUAUGUUUUUCUCCUCUUGGAAACGUACUACGAGAUCGGCUACGUAAGUUCCCUUCGUUAGUCAACUGCACUACCAUUGACUGGUUCCGUGAUUGGCCAGAAGAGGGGCUUCGCUCUGUGGCAGAGCGAUUCUUGCAGAGUAUUGACUUAACUGAGAAGGAGCGCAUCACGAUCAGAGAUAUGCUUGUGUUGUAUCAAAUGCAUGUGCGUGAUAUGAGCAAGACUUAUUUGGCAGAGGCCCGUCAGCACACCUAUGUUACCCCUAGUUCGUAUUUGGAUUUACUUUCCACCUUCGGUCGACUUCUAAAAUCAAAGCGUGAUGAGCUUACCGAGAAGAAACAAAGAUAUACCAACGGCUUAUACCAGUUGAAGAAAACAGAAGAUCAAGUGGAAGUUAUGCAAAAUGAACUAGCUCUCCUAAAGCCGGAGCUGGAUGAAAAGCAGAAACAAACAAAUGAACUCAUUCAACAAGUAGAACAUGAAGGCAAAAUUUCGGAAGAACAGCGUGCGAUUGUUGCGAUCGAUGAGGCAGCAGCCAAUGAACAAGCAGUAGCCGCAAAGAAAAUGAAGGAUACUUCACAGGCGAAGGUAGAUGAAGCCCAUCCACUUGUUGAGCAGGCCUUGCGGGCUGUGUUAGAUUUAGACCAAAAAGCACUGCAGGAGGUUAAGGCUCUGAAAACCCCUCCCCAGGGUGUUAAGUUUGUAAUUGAAGUGCUUUGUACACUGCUUGGUGGCCAAUAUAAGCCUAAACCUGUGCGCGAUCCUCUCAAGGGGGUAACUACGGUGCCAUAUUGGGAACACGCCAAGACGACGCUGCUUACCGGUGAGUUUAACAAUAUCCUGCUGAAUUCCUACCCAGUCAUUGUCGACAACGCUCCCAACAGCCAGAUUGAGGAAGUUAAAAAGAAAAUGGCUAACGAUAUGUUCAAGAUGGAAAAUAUCCGAAAGACGUCUGUAGCGCUGGUAGGUGUCGCUACAUACAUUAAGGCAGUUGUUGAGUAUUAUCAGCAAAACAAGAUUAUUAAACCGCUUCUUGCACAAGCCGCUGCCGCUGAGGAGGAGUAUAACAUCGCUAUGGAUGGUUUGAGGAAGAAAAAGGAAGAGCUCCGCAUUAUUAAUGAGAAACUGGAGGCUCUCACAGCUCAACUAGAGCAAGUCAACACAGAUAAGCAAAAUUUGGAGGCUAAAAUCAACGACACUGACACAAAACUUAAUCGAGCCAAAAAGCUCAUUGAAGGACUUGGCGGUGAAAAGGCUCGCUUCCAAGGCGAGGCUCAGCGUGCUGAGGAGGCCCUCACUUUUGUAGUGGGAAAUGUUCUCGUGACAGCUGGAGUCUUAGCCUACAUGGGUCCCUUCCUCGACAAGUAUAGGUGUCAGGCGGUUUCUUCCUGGGUGCAGUUAUGCAAGGAUCAAGGAAUUCCAGUCUCCGAUGAUUUUUCAUUGGAAAAGUUCUGUGGUAACCCUAUUGAAAUUCAGGAAUGGAAGCUGCAGCAGCUUCCAGUGGACAGCUUCUCAGUGAGCAAUGCGGUUAUCAUGAAGAACUCUAGCCGAUGGCCCCUCCUGGUGGAUCCACAGCAGCAGGCAAAUAACUGGAUUCGUAAUCUUGAGCGAGAACAUCAACUUGUGGUGGUCCAGCCGUCGGGAAACAAUUAUAUCCAGACCAUUCGAAACGCAAUAACUGAAGGUCGACCUGUGCUUCUGGAAAAUGUUGAAGAAACCAUAGACCCCGUGCUGGAUAACCUCUUGCUUAAAAGACUAAUGAAGGAAGGUACAAUGGUGGUCAUACACCUGGGUGAAGCAGUUGAGUGGAAUGACUCAUUCCGUUUCUACAUGACAACAAAACUACCGCGUCCUCACUACCUGCCCGAGGUCAGUACUAAGGUUACACUCAUCAAUUUUAUGAUUACUGAGAAAGGUCUUGAAGACCAACUCCUGCAGCGCGUCAUGAUGUCUGAAAGACGUGACGUGGAGGAAAAGAAACACGCACUCACCUUCGAAGCAGCGGCCAAUAGGGCCGGACUCAAGAGCACUGAAGAUCGUAUUCUGUCCAUUUUAUCCUCGGAUGGCAAUAUCCUGGAAAGCGAAGAGGCCAUUGAGGAGUUGGACUAUUCCAAGGAGCAGAGCGAUCGUAUUGCUAAGCGACAAGAAGAAAUUGAGGCGAUGGAGCGGAUCAGUGAUCGCACCCGCAAUCUUUUUGUUCCUGUAGCACACCUCGGCGCAAUUCUCUUCUUUUGUGUGAGUGAGUUAGCCAACAUUGAUCCCAUGUAUCAGAACUCUGUGCAAUUUUACAUAUCGAUUUUUCAGGAGGCCCUGAUUAACAGUGAACGCUCCCCCGAAGUUGCAGAACGCACCGGGUAUAUCAAUGCAACUUUCAAGAAAGCUCUGUAUGAGCGCAUCUGUCGAUCUCUCUUUGCAAAGGACCAGCUUCUAUUCUCCUUUAUCAUGGCGUUGAAGAUAUAUGAGGUUGAUCCAAUUCUCCUGCGGUGGCUGUUGAUGGGUGGGUUUGAGCAGGAGUUGGCAUUCCAGAACCCGUUUCCAUGGUUGCCUCAACAGAGUUGGGCAAUGCUGUGCCGGGCUGAUAGUCAGUUACGGCUCACUGAGGAAAGUAUUGUGGAGAUUGUUAAAGCAAACGAAGCGUUUUUCAAUUACUAUUAUGAUUCUUCGAAUCCGCUUGAUAUCACUCUCCCACAGCCACUCGACCAGCUCAGCACUAUCGAGCAAAUGGUCCUGGUGCGAUGCUUCCGUACUGACAAAAUUGUCCCCGCUGUUACGAAUUACGUUCGCGAGACGCUGGGUGAUGACUUUGUUCAGCCUCCCCUUUAUGCGCUUGAAACGAUAGUUGACGAGCUGGCGCACGAUCCAUCCGUUCCUAUUAUUCUUGUGCUAUCCCCAGGUGCUGACCCCAAUGCGGAAUUGGAUCGUGUAGCAGAAUUGAGGGGCAUGAGUGGAAAAUGCCUCCAAAAACUUUCACUUGGUCAAGGUCAGGAGGCACCAGCACGUGCCCUUAUUGAGUCCAGCAUCCAGCAAGGCCACUGGGUGCUGCUUCAGAAUUGUCAUCUCCACCAGGACUUUAUGCCCCAACUGUCAAACAUAAUCGAGAACUAUAGUGAUUUGAGUGUUAAGCAGAAUCUGAAUCAAAACUACCGCCUCUGGCUCACAUCGCUGCCCAGCGAAACGUUCCCCAUAGCGAUUCUGCAGAACGGGGUGAAGCUAGUUCAGGAGCCACCGAGGGGCUUGAAGAGCAACCUCUUGCAAUCUUACCUAACUGACCCGAUUGUGGAUGAAAAGUUUUUUACUUCCUCCAAAAAGCCAGAGGAGUGGCAGAAGCUGCUUUUCGGUUUGUGCUUUUUUCAUGCGGUCAUUCAGGGGCGACGCCAGUACGGCCCGCUAGGUUGGAACCGUCCCUACGAGUUCAACGACACAGAUCGACGCAUUAGUAUUCGCCAGCUACACAUGUUUAUCAAUGAAAACGAAUCUGUGCCCUAUGACGCACUUCUUUAUCUCAUCGGCGAAUGUAACUACGGUGGACGUGUGACAGAUGAUUUGGAUCGGCGUUGCCUAAUGGCUACGCUGCAACUAUAUAUAACUCCGCUUAUUCUAGAUAACGAUUACAACUUUUGCAGCGAUGUGAAUGAUUACUACGCUCCGCCACUUGGUGAAUAUGCCAGCUAUGUCGGUUAUAUCCAAUCGCUUCCUCUCCAGCAGCAUCCAUCUAUCUUUGGGUUGCAUGAAAAUGCCGACAUCACAAAAGAUGAGCGUGAGGCACGAUUUCUUCUCGAUGCAACCUUAGCCACACAGCCCGUAGAUGUUGGCAGCACUGCCUCGACUUCAUCCGUGUCAUUUUUGGACCCAAAGGUUACUGUUAAGCAAAUUGCUGGUGACAUCCUGCAUCGGCUCCCCAAGUUAUUUGACCUCGAUGAAAUUCAAGAGAAGCAUCCAUUUCAAUACACUCAGUCCAUGAACACAGUGUUACUUCAAGAGGCGAUACGCUACAAUCGUUUGCUGGAUAUUGUUCAGCAUUCCUUAGUAGAGAUUCAAGAUGCUAUUAGUGGUCAUGUUGUGAUGAGCGCGAAGCUGGAGCAAGUGUUUAGGGACAUAUAUGAUAAUAAAGUGCCGGAGAUGUGGAGGAAGCGAUCUUACCCAACUCUUAAAGCGCUCGGGUCAUAUGUAAAUGACUUCAUUGCACGUCUGGGGUUCCUUCGGCGAUGGGUUGAGGAAGGCCCCCCAGUGAUGUUUUGGCUUAGCGGAUUCUUCUUUACGCAGUCGUUUCUAACGGGUGUGAUGCAGAACUAUGCACGCAAGUAUCAUAUCGAGAUAGAUAAGCUUGUGUGGAACUUCACAGUCAUGACGGAAAGUCAUUUUGACGUAGCACCGCAGGAUGGCUGCUACAUCUACGGUCUGUUUCUAGAAGGUGCAGGCUGGGAGAAUGGUGUCCUGGCUGAAAGCAAGCCAAAGGAACUAUUUCUAGAGUUCCCCAUUUUAAAGUUAGUGCCUUCCCGUUCCGAGGACAUUGAAAGUAAACAUGUUUAUCGAUGCCCAUGCUACAAAACGACGGAUCGCAAAGGUGUGCUGUCCACGACAGGCCACUCCACUAACUUUAUCCUCACCAUCAACCUUCCAAUUGAUCCCAUGGACAAGGAGGAUCACUGGGUGCUGCGAGGGGUUGCUCUUUUCACACAAGUGGAAUAUUGA
Molecule: messenger RNA, 12840 nt
Organism: Phytomonas sp. EM1
Lineage: Eukaryota; Euglenozoa; Kinetoplastea; Trypanosomatida; Trypanosomatidae
Source: the annotation of a GenBank genome assembly